CUGAUGCGUGCGCCUUCGUGGUUUCCAGACUCAGUUAAAUGAUGUAGUAUGUUUCGUCAGAUAGAGAUGAAACUUUUUCAAAUGUGUUAACUGACCGACAAUAAUUUAAAUGUGUCGUGUAUUGUAUCGUGACCGUGCAAUAUCAUACAGAACAUGAAACAAUGGCAGACAAAACAAAAAAAUUAUCACGUUGGUAUUUUGGUGGGCUUUCGUCUGCAGGUGCUGCUUGUGUUACACAUCCCUUGGAUUUAUUGAAGGUGCAUUUACAAACACAGCAGGAAGGCAAAAUAUCUGUAGUACGAUUAACUACCAAUAUAAUACAGAAACAAGGAAUUUUGGCUUUAUACAAUGGCCUUAGUGCUUCUUUGCUUCGACAACUUACAUAUUCUACCGCCAGAUUCGGAGCAUACGAAGUAGGUAAACAAACGUUUGAAACUCCCAAUAAACCUAUGCUAUUUCAUGAAAAAUUACUACUGGCUGGUUUUUCUGGUAUGAUCGGAGGUGUUCUUGGAACACCAGGAGAUGUGGUUAAUGUACGCAUGCAGAAUGAUAUAAAACUAUCACCAGAAUUAAGAAGAAAUUACAAGCAUGCUUUAGACGGAGUGGUGUGCAUAAUUCGACAAGAAGGUGUAUCUAAAAUAUUUAGUGGCUGUUCCACUGCAACAUUAAGGGCUGCAUUAAUGACUAUUGGACAACUGAGUUUCUAUGAUCAAAUAAAAAUUAUAAUGUUGCAAAGUGGUCAUUUUGUAGAUAAUCCUCUUACACAUGUGUUGUCGAGUGUAUGUGCUGGUGCUAUAGCUACAACUCUCACACAGCCAUUAGAUGUAUUGAAAACUCGUGCAAUGAAUGCUAAACCAGGAGAAUUUAAGAACCUUGCAGAAUUAUUUUUAUACACUGCGAAGCUUGGACCAACGGCAUUCUUCAAAGGCUAUGUACCUGCGUUUAUCAGAUUAGCUCCGCACACUAUUCUCACUUUUGUCUUUUUGGAACAACUGAGGUCUAAUUUUGGAUUUUAUCCAGUUCAAAAUUCAACAGCCUAAACUUGAAUUAUUUUCUGAGAAGCACAAAAUAUUUUUAUAUGCCAAGUUAUGUGGAAGUAUUGAAAUGCUCUCAAACAUUUGAAAAACCAGGUGCCACACAGUUCGAAUUGUGUCAUCUUAUAAUUACGUGGUUAAGGACCUAUAGUUGAUAAGAAAAAAAUAUGAAUCAUCCAAGAUUCGAAUCUUGCUCCGGCUCUAGUAAAACUUUUAUUGGCUAACCCUUAUUGUUAGUUCUUUAGGUUGCAUUAUAAGCGAAUUUAAAAAAUGCAAAAUUUUUAACUGCACUAAACAAAUGACAAGUUAUAGCCUUGAGUGAAACAUUUACAGAACUAGUAAUUUGCUGAGAUAGCCAUAAUAGUGGAUUGCGAAAAUCCUUCAUUACAAACACAGGCUGGCUGUCAGCAUUAUAUUGCUUUUGUUCACUUUGGGAACAAUAUAUACUCCAUUUAUCUCAAUUUAAAAUCUGAUUAGACGUUACUUUCCUUUUUGGUAAACAAAAUUCACAAUUUAAUAUGUCAGAAGCUGAGUUUGUAAACAAUGCAAUACGGAUUGCAACGAUCCCUCGAAACCUAUAAAUAUCGGUUUAGUAGAACAAUAAAUGUGUGCCAUUUUAUAUUUUACAUAACUAUGUACGUAUGUAUAGGUCUCCAAAGGGAUCACUUUAACUAACUGCUACGAAAAGCUAAUUCUCAAGAUUUGUUCUUUCCAACCACAAAUCUAUUGACAUUUGAUAUAUAAAUAUAUCGAAAAUGAUCUAUGAAUUUCACUUGAAUAAAUUCUAUUUUUAUCGUACACCUUUUGCGCUGUUAAAAAAAUCACAGCUUAUUAUUAAAUGUUCAGUAAUAUUUGGUUCAGAUAAAUGGAGUCAUGUUAUAUUUACAGUUAUAUUAUUUUUAAUCGCUUAAUUUUGUAUAAGAUAUUGUAUAGGGAAAAAUUGUGAAAAAUUUUUAGAUCUUUUCAAGAUGACCAUUUACAAUCGUAAAUAAUUAUCCAUGGCAUUUGAAGAUAUGUACCUGAAACGAUGUGUAUCAUGGAUCAGAAUAUUGAUUCACCCUCGUCGAACAGAAACAUCUUAAUUUCUGUAACAAAUUCAUUCAAUUAUUUACCAAUGUAUGAAAUUUGAUGUAGGUAUAAGAUACAUACCUAUAACAAAAGAUCAUUCCAAUCGAUACUGUAGUUUGAAUUUCGUACUGCGUGAACACACGUUUCUGUAAUACUUUCUAAAACAUCCUAAACACAAAUGUGAUUCAAGGAAUUGCGUCUGGUUACAGUCUGGUUUCAAAAAAACAAGUUGAAACACGAUUCUAAAUUCGAUUGUAUCGGAAUAUUAAAAAAUUGUAAAAAUGUAAAAUUCUGCAGGGUUCAACAAACUAUAUCAUUUUACGCUACAAUUUGUUCGUUGCGGCGUAACCAAAUUAAAUAUAUGAAGUAAGUUGAUUGAAGGUUGAAUAUACUUUGAAAUAAAUUGUAAAUAUUUCGUUAUAUUCAGUGUUCAAUAAUCUUACGUUAAAAAAUGCGUUCUUUUUGCAACGAUAGCGAAUGACGAUUCGAUAUAUCGAUAUGUACAAAAAGGAUUUAGUGUAUUGUAUGUACAUAUACUAAGAAAAUUGAGGCAUACAAUGAUAGAAUAUAACAGUAUAUACUUUUUACUGUUUUGGUGCUCUUCAGGUCUAAGAUUUUUUAGAGAUUGCACGAAACGUAAGCGCCAAAGCUUAUAUCGCACGGACAAGAAACGUUGUUUUCUGUUACUUUCAUAAUUAUUGGAAUAACAUAUGUAGUUGCUGCGCCUUUUUAUCAGUUAAGUCGAAAAUAGCUGCCGUACAAAAUAAUACAUUCCAUAUGGUAACAAGCGUUACUAUACUACACUUAAGUACCAAUAUACUAAAUACAUACAAAACUUUGUACUCGCAUA
Megalopta genalis is the source of this 2952-nucleotide messenger RNA. It is a transcript of the gene Dic1, whose product is annotated as Dicarboxylate carrier 1. The record is from RefSeq and is a predicted model, not a curated record. NCBI's taxonomy places the organism in Eukaryota, Metazoa, Arthropoda, Insecta, Hymenoptera, Halictidae.